AUGGAGAGAGGUAAACCCGACACGCUUGUCACGUAUGCUGAAUGGGACAAGCUCAUCCACCAGAGCUUUGGACGAUGUUUCUUUAGUCCUACAGAUCCCGCUGAAGGCAGCAAUGACAAGAUUAGCUUCAACCCAACUUUUGCACCUGAACGGUUUGAUUUGAGUCAUGCACGAGUUACUUUGAAGAUGGUUGAAGAUGUAGUUGCUGGACCUCUUGGUGUCAAGACGCUUGAUCCUUCUGACUGGGCAUAUCAACCCGUUUACGACAAUACCAACGAUUCGGCAGAUCCAACUACUGCACACGGCUUCAAUUAUCAUAACGGACCUGAAUGUAUAUGGUUGUAUGGCUACUAUCUACCCGCAUAUGUACACUUGGAGUGGAAGGCAGCUGGUAGUAAUUCUGACAGGUAA
Molecule: messenger RNA, 411 nt
Organism: Synchytrium microbalum
Lineage: Eukaryota; Fungi; Chytridiomycota; Chytridiomycetes; Synchytriales; Synchytriaceae
Exons: 5
Coding region: 1-411 (136 amino acids)
Biological process (GO): glycogen catabolic process
Molecular function (GO): amylo-alpha-1,6-glucosidase activity; 4-alpha-glucanotransferase activity
Source: RefSeq, a predicted model, not a curated record